AAAUAGUGGAUUCGGUGCAUCCCUAGUUUGGAGCACCACGGGGUCUUAGAGCUCAGCAGCCUCGCUCCACAUUUCAAAUCUGUAUAUCAUAGGAAAGGAGUUUGGAUGGAGACAAAUUUGUAAAAGUAUAAAAAGUAUAAGGUGCUUUGAUUUUUUUUUCUGCUCGGAAGCCACGUACGGUUUGGUAAUAAAAUACUGAUUAUUAGUAAAUAGGCCCUGCUUUUAUCUCUCUAAACUUUUUUUUUUUUAAUCACAGGACACUUUGUAUGCUAAUAAACUGCCAUUUUUAAACUCAUGGGUUGUUGUUAAACCCUUUUUGCAUGAUCUCCUGUAGCAGAGGUUUUUCGGGAAGGGUUAUGAAUCAGAUGAUUAAUUUGGCAAAUAAAAAGUGCGGUUCCUGCUUUUUCUUUGCAGCAUGGAAUGACUCCUCUUAUGCAUGCAGCCUACAAAGGAAAGGUGGAUAUGUGCAAACUUUUACUGCAGCAUGGAGCAGAUGUCAACUGUAAUGAACAUGAGCACGGGUACACAGCGUUGAUGUUUGCUGGCCUCUCAGGGAAUAAAGAAAUUGCCUGGCUGAUGUUGGAGGCUGGAGCCGAUGCAGAUGUGGUCAACUCUGUUGGGAGAACAGCAGCACAAAUGGCAGCUUUUGUAGGCCAGCAUGAUUGUGUCACGGUAAUCAACAAUUUUUUCCCCCGGGAAAAACUUGAUUAUUACACCAAGCCUCAAGGGUUAAAUAAAGAACCUAAACUGCCAUCAAAAUUAGCUGGACCCUUGUACAAGGUCAUUACAACCACAAACUUGCAUCCUGUUAAGGUUGUCUAUCUAAUAAAAGAGAACCCCCUUUUGAUGGAGGCAGAAGCUUUAAAGAAACGUUGCACAGUGCUGGAUUUAAUCUGUGAGAAAUGCAUAAAGCAAAAGGACAUGAAUGAAGUUUUGGCCGUGAAAAUGCACUACAUUAGUUGCGUGUUGCAGAAGUGCUCUACUUUCCUCCAGGAUCAGGAAGACAAACUUGAUUCCUUUAUUAAAAACAGAGCAAAUAAAAACUGAUGAACAACUUGCAGAGACGGAAGGAGCUUCUAAUUCCCAAACAGAAGCAGAAUGUCCAGCAGUAGAAAGUGCAGCAGAAGGAUUGGAGGGAAGCAAAAUGGCUGCUGAAACCAAUAUCUCUCAAUCAGCAAAUCACACUGAAGAGUAAAGGCCUUUUCAACCUCUUACCUUCAGUUCUGUCACAUGUUCUCUCAAGAUGUGGAGAGGCAGAAAACCUGUCUGUAAAGGUCGUACCAUCCACAAAGGCCUCUGUCGCUCUACUUCUUGUGCUUGAGACAUACAUUCUGCUUACUGACGUUUGCUACUGUGACUGCUUCUUAUGUGCAAUAAUAUCUACCAACCACACAGCUCGAAUGACCCCCCCGCAAGUCCCAUUCCAAAAACUUAAGAAAAAGACCAAGUGCAACAGCCUUUGAGAUGGAUUCUAUAUAAACUGGUUUUAUGGUGAGCUUCACUCUUAAUAAAACAUGUUUUUCUAUAUAACAAUUAUAUCGGGGUAUAUUAUUAAAAAAGUCACAUAUUUUGGGGGUUUCUCACUUGUUUUGCUUUAUGGUCUGUAUGAACUGUUGACAUUUGUCAAGACAGUUUAUUGCCAAUAGAUUA
Molecule: messenger RNA, 1650 nt
Organism: Xenopus laevis (African clawed frog)
Lineage: Eukaryota; Metazoa; Chordata; Amphibia; Anura; Pipidae
Product: ankyrin repeat and MYND domain-containing protein 2-like
Exons: 5
Coding region: 421-1047 (208 amino acids)
Source: RefSeq, a predicted model, not a curated record